AUGGAUCUACAAGCUCUCUCACGUCUAUUGCUGGCCUCGCUACCUUUCCUGGAUGGCGUAGCAGAGCUACCGCCUUCCCAUCGUAUCGCCUCCCAGGCUGUCCUACCUACAGCACCUGCAGAUUUUCAGGAACAUGCAGCAUACCUUCGUGCAGCGGAGCGGGAAGUGCGGGAGCGAGCGCGGCCUGAGCAGGGUGGACAACGUAUCACUCAGGAGUGGCUGCAGUCUCUAAGGAGCCGUGACUGCCAAUGGCGAUUCCGUUUCACAUAUGAUGAGAUCCUUGAGAUGGUUGAUGCCUUCGAUAUACCGGAGGUGUUCACUACAUCUGGUCGCUAUCAGUUUGAAGGCAUUGAAGCUUUCUGCUUACUCUGUGCCCGUUUUCGAUCUGCUGGCGACAUGUAUGGACUUUCAAUGCAAUAUGACCGAUCUCAGUCUGCAAUAUCCGAGUGCAUCAAUGAACUCGUAGAGUUCCUGGAUGACAGAUGGGAGCAUCUCCUGGGUUGUGAUUCAGAACAUCUGCUCAAGCCCUCGGAACUAGCCCGAUAUGCAAAAGCUAUUGAAGACCGUGGUGCCCCUACUCAAUCUGUUUUCGGCUUCAUUGACUGUACGAUCCGACGCAUAUGCCGCCCAACCUGGUUCCAGCGACAGGCUUAUAACGGCCACAAGAAGUAUCAUGCCCUCAAGUUUCAGGCAGUUAUGCUUCCGAACGGGAUUAUUGGCCACUUGUAUGGGCCAGUCGAAGGGCGGAGGAAUGAUGCAUUUAUGCUGACUGAAAGCCAACUCCUCGAUCGGCUGGGUACAUUUGCAUUCCGAGAAGGUGUGCAGGAGGAUGCGCCAUUGGAGGAACGUGUCUUCCAGAUCUUUGGGGAUCCCGCGUAUGGCAUUGGGUACCAUAUUAUGAGCCCCUUUGCUGGUUUUGGUGAAAGGACAGUUGAAGAAAAGGAGUGGAAUGGUCGGAUGGCAGCUGUCCGGAUUGAAGUCGAGCAUGGUUUUGGGAUUGUUGCAAACUUAUGGCCAUUUCUCAAUGCAGGUUGGAAGAUGCAGCUUUAUAAUUCUCCAGUGGCACGUUACUACAGGGUGGGUGUCCUUCUUACCAAUGGACUUAACUGUCUUCGACCAAACCAAGUAUCACAAUACUUUGAUUGUAUGCCACCAGAACUUAAUGAUUACUUCCAUGACUAG
This is a messenger RNA of Gloeophyllum trabeum ATCC 11539, 1182 nucleotides long. RefSeq lists its product as uncharacterized. The record is from RefSeq and is a predicted model, not a curated record. The transcript has 2 exons. The coding region runs from base 1 to 1182 and encodes 393 amino acids. Lineage: Eukaryota; Fungi; Basidiomycota; Agaricomycetes; Gloeophyllales; Gloeophyllaceae.